This is a messenger RNA of Chara braunii, 1716 nucleotides long. NCBI's taxonomy places the organism in Eukaryota, Viridiplantae, Streptophyta, Charophyceae, Charales, Characeae. The record is from the annotation of a GenBank genome assembly.
GGCUGUAGUACAUCUUGAUCUACUAUUCAUGCCGCUUGGGGAUCAGGGCUAUAACUACAUCUUCGAUGCGCGCGAUAACCUGUCUGGCUUCGUAGACGGCCGUGCUAUUCGUUCGAAGACUGGGCUAACCUUUCGUCAGGGAAUUCAUAAUGGACAGGGGAUCGGAGUUUACCUGCCAGGAGGUGCAGGAGUUGCUAUCAAGAGGAGUCAGAGGCAGAGGGACCCUGAGCCUAGGGAGGUGAGACCAUCUCGAGGAGGACGGAAGGCCCUGGCUAGGAGAGACGAGGAACCGAAACCGGAACCAGAGGCUGAGGAGCGAGGAGCAUACCCUGAGUAUGGGUUGGGACCAGUGAAGUUCCAUCGGUUUACCGAGGGUGGAUUGAGGAGGUCGUCAGCACGCACGCAAGAGGAGCCGYCUGCGUCUGAGGGGCCUUUGAGGGAGUUGGAGACACAUUUGGAUGUCUCUCGAUGGAGAGCGUCGCCUGGGGGUGAGGAGCAGAGAGAGCAGGCAGAGGAGGCGCCACGAGAGGAGGUGCCACGAGAGGAAGUGCCACGAGAGAAGGCGCCACGAGAGGAGGUGUCACGAGAGGAGGUGCCACGAGAGGAGGUACCACGAGAGGAGAUGCCACGGGAGGAGGUUCGGGAUACUCAGCGAGAGAGAGGGCUAGGCGAUGAGGGGAGACGUGCAGGGAAGGAAGUGAUAGAGGUUGGAGAGGACACGCCCCCUCAGACGCCAGCAGUGGGAUUGAGACUUGGAGAUGCACCUGGGAGCACGCGCCAGGCAGGAGAGGAGUUGCAGAGAGAAGAGGCCCCAUUGCCUUCAUCAGGAAAGGCUCAUUCGUCAGAGAGGAGGGCAGAAAGGAGGAGAGAGAGGGAAGUUGUAAGGAGAGAAGCCUUGACUCUGAUUGAUAGACACCUAGCAGCUCAUGCCCUGGAGCACCCAGACCUAGAGGAGCCAGCACCUGUARAGCCAUGCCAGGAGUCGUGCCAGCCCGAGAAGGAGGUGGAGGCAGAGAUCCCGAAGAGGAUCGACCUCCGCACGAGGGAAAGGGUGCCAGCUGGAGAGACAGUUGAAGGAAAGAGGGCGAGGAGAUCUAGGAGGAUAGAAGAGAUAUGGCAAGAAAGGCAGAGGUUGGAGGCGGAUGUGGGCACUCGCAGAGCAGCAGCAGGAAAGACAGAGUGUGGAGGCAGCAGGGGCACUCCCGGGUCAGCCACCCAGCGCGUCAGCCAAGGCCCUGGAAAUCCCAGAGAUGUGGAGGGACUUCUGGGAGCAGAGAGGAGAGGAGCUUCCUUCGCCAACCAGAGCCGGGUUUGGGGUAGCGACGAAGGCGGAAGAAAGGUUCGAUCGCAAAAUCAAGUUCCUGCCCAAGGCAACUUUAGACCGGCACUUGCUAUUGGAGAGCGAUCUGGCAGGGAAGAAGAUGAAGGAAGCGGGCCAUGGAGUACGCAUGRAGGCUAUGGAGGUGGAAAUCUAGGAACUCAGGGCAUUGGUGCCCAGCCAGGCAGCUAUCAUCGAGAGUCUGAGGCAGCAAACUUAGGGAAAGGUGGACAGGCCAGAGAGCAGGGAGAGUCAGGCAGCCAGGACACGGGUUGCCAGGACAACCAACGGCAGCAGAGCCUCGCYAGGAGCCUCCUAUGGGAAGAGUUAUCCUGGAACUAGAGGAGGCGAGAGCCCAGAGGGAGGUAGAGAUAGAGGCCUUCGAGCUCARAGCCCCU